AUGGCUGACGAAAAGCGCAAGGACGGCGCGCAGCUUGAGGGUGACAUCACCUUCAUCGCGACCCCUGCCGCGAAGCCCUCUACGUUCAGCACUGGCGAGGAUUGCGGUGUCAAGACCACCAAUUACCCCACCAUCAACAACCCUCCUCUUCCUGCCGAGGGCCCUGGCAAUGAAUCCUUCUCUAACUGGAUACUCGGAGCUGUUCUCGCCGGUGUUCCCCUCUGGGUCACCCGCAUCUUCGGCGGCGGUCUCAAGACCUUCAUCUUCUUCUUCAUCCUCUUCGUCGUCCCUCUCCUGAUCGCCUUCUGGACCGUUUCAUCAAGGUUCUCUCCCCGCAUCAACGACAAGGCCAAGCUCCCCGGCCGCCCCGUCGAGCACUACCUCACUUUCAAGAACGAGGAGGAUCGCAAGCAGUACAGCGGCCGCAACAAGAUCCCCAUCCAGACUUUCGCUGAGCUCUACACCGAGGGCCUCGUCGACAUCAACGGCGACCUCCUUGACGCCCUCGAGUACCGCCACGACUGGUCCAACUUCGCCUUCACCUACUCCCUGUUCCGCUUCAUCUUCCUCGAGUUCGCUCCCGAUGUCAUCUUCCACUCCCGCCAGCAGGAUGAGGACCAGAUCAAGCCCACCUACGACAAGGGUAACGACCACUACUCCUACUUCCUCGGUCCCCGCAUGGUCUACACCAGUGGUCUCUUCUCCGACCUCAGCCGCGAGGAGACACUCGAGGAGAUGCAGGACAACAAGAUGGCCGUCGUUUGCGAGAAGCUCGGCCUGAAGGAGGGCGAGACCAUGCUGGAUAUUGGCUGCGGAUGGGGCACCCUCGCCAAGUUCGCCAGUGUCAACUACGGAGCCAAGGUUACCGGGGCCACCAUUGCCAGCAACCAGGCCGCCUGGGGUAACGACGGCCUCCGCCGCGCCGGCAUCCCCGAGAGCCAGAGCCAGAUCCUCUGCAUGGACUACCGCGACAUCCCCACCAAGAAGUUCAACAAGAUCUCCCAGCUCGAGAUGGGCGAGCACGUCGGUAUUCGCAGACUCACCACCUUCUUCCGCCAGUGCUACGACAUGCUCGAGGACGACGGCGCCAUGUACGUCCAGCUCUCUGGUCUCCGCAAGGCCUGGCAGUACGAGGACUUCAUCUGGGGUCUUUACCUCAACAAGCACAUCUUCCCCGGCGCCGACGCCUCCACCCCGCUCGCCAACUACGUCGGCUGCCUCGAGAGCGCCGGCUGGGAGAUCAAGAGCAUCGACACCGUCGGCGUCCACUACUCGGGCACCCUCUGGCGCUGGUACCGUAACUGGCUCGGCAACUCCGAGACCGUCCACGCAAAGUACGGCCAGAAGUGGUACCGCAUCUGGGAGCUCUUCCUCGCCUGGUCCGUCAUCGCCUCCCGCCAGGGCAGCGCCACCUGCUUCCAGAUGGUCGUUGUCAAGAACCUCAACGCCACCCACCGCAUCGACGGCUUCUCUUCCCAGUUUGGCCUGUCUGGCGCCCUCGCCGCCGCCAAGGCUGCUGGCAAGGCUGUCUUCCCCCGGUCGACGUAA
This is a messenger RNA of Colletotrichum fioriniae, 1548 nucleotides long. It is a transcript of the gene MT1, whose product is annotated as Sphingolipid C9-methyltransferase 1. Gene Ontology annotation, biological process: cellular response to biotic stimulus. NCBI's taxonomy places the organism in Eukaryota, Fungi, Ascomycota, Sordariomycetes, Glomerellales, Glomerellaceae. The record is from RefSeq and is a predicted model, not a curated record.